Molecule: messenger RNA, 1144 nt
Organism: Gymnogyps californianus (California condor)
Lineage: Eukaryota; Metazoa; Chordata; Aves; Accipitriformes; Cathartidae
Product: guanine nucleotide-binding protein G(o) subunit alpha
Exons: 10
Coding region: 1-1065 (354 amino acids)
Biological process (GO): G protein-coupled dopamine receptor signaling pathway; adenylate cyclase-modulating G protein-coupled receptor signaling pathway
Cellular component (GO): heterotrimeric G-protein complex
Molecular function (GO): GTPase activity; mu-type opioid receptor binding; G protein-coupled serotonin receptor binding
Source: RefSeq, a predicted model, not a curated record
AUGGGAUGUACCCUGAGCGCCGAGGAAAGAGCCGCCCUGGAGCGGAGCAAGGCCAUCGAGAAGAACCUGAAGGAGGACGGGAUCAGCGCCGCCAAAGACGUGAAACUCCUCCUGCUCGGGGCCGGUGAGUCGGGGAAAAGCACCAUCGUGAAGCAAAUGAAGAUCAUCCAUGAGGAUGGCUUCUCUGGAGAAGACGUGAAGCAGUACAAGCCAGUGGUGUACAGCAACACUAUACAGUCACUGGCAGCUAUUGUACGUGCCAUGGAUACCUUGGGCAUCGAAUACGGUGAUAAGGAGCGACGGGCGGAAGGGAGAAGGUUGUCUCUCCUGCAAUGCACAGCAGCUCAGAGGGGGGUCAUGACUUUGGAUCUGCUGUCAGCUAUGAUGAGACUCUGGGCAGACUCUGGGAUCCAAGAAUGCUUCAACCGGUCCCGGGAAUAUCAACUUAACGACUCGGCCCAAUACUACCUAGACAGCUUAGAUCGAAUCGGAGCUGCAGACUACCAGCCCACGGAGCAGGAUAUCCUCCGAACCAGGGUCAAAACAACUGGCAUUGUAGAAACCCACUUCACAUUCAAAAACCUCCAUUUCAGGCUCUUUGAUGUCGGGGGCCAGCGGUCAGAACGCAAGAAGUGGAUUCACUGCUUUGAGGAUGUCACAGCGAUCAUUUUCUGCGUCGCGCUGAGUGGCUACGACCAGGUGCUCCAUGAAGACGAAACCACGAACCGCAUGCACGAAUCACUGAAGCUUUUUGACAGCAUCUGCAACAACAAAUGGUUCACAGAUACGUCUAUCAUCCUCUUUCUAAACAAGAAGGACAUAUUUGAGGAGAAAAUUAAGAAAUCUCCACUGACUAUCUGCUUUCCUGAGUAUACAGGCCCAAACUCUUUCACGGAGGCGGUGGCUUACAUCCAGGCUCAGUACGAGAGCAAGAACAAGUCCCCCAACAAGGAGAUCUACACGCACAUCACCUGCGCCACCGACACCAACAACAUCCAGUUCGUCUUCGACGCCGUCACGGAUGUCAUCAUCGCCAACAACCUGCGGGGAUGUGGACUCUACUAAAGCCCUCUCCUCCCCUCCUCUCCUCAUCCCCGCCGGGAGCAUCCUCCGGUCCCGCGGACAGGUCCUCUCUCUUUCUUUU